Cucurbita moschata (crookneck pumpkin) is the source of this 2522-nucleotide messenger RNA. RefSeq names its product serine/threonine protein phosphatase 2A 57 kDa regulatory subunit B' theta isoform-like. The transcript has 5 exons. The record is from RefSeq and is a predicted model, not a curated record. Gene Ontology annotation, biological process: signal transduction. Gene Ontology annotation, cellular component: protein phosphatase type 2A complex. Gene Ontology annotation, molecular function: protein phosphatase regulator activity. Lineage: Eukaryota; Viridiplantae; Streptophyta; Magnoliopsida; Cucurbitales; Cucurbitaceae. Bases 549 to 2123 code for a protein of 524 amino acids.
AAAAAAAAACUGUUGUUUUGCUAAACAAAGCAUUGGAACAACGAUGAGAACAGCAGCUAUGGAUUGCUGUUCCCUAACCUAACCUUUUUUGCUACUCACUGGGUUGGGUUCCAAUCUCCUUCUCGGCCCUCUUCUUUAUCCUUCUUCUCUCUCUUUCGUCGCCUCUCUCUCUCUGUUCAUUUCUUGUAAUAACAGGCGCACCUGGUCUUUGUUUGACACCCUAAAUCCACAUCCAUGUCUUCUAUACAUAUGCUGCUUUUGCUGGAGAUUGGUGUGGGUCAAUAGAUCAUGCCCAGAUCUUGUUCUAUCUUGAUCCACUUGCUUAUCUUCUCGACCUUAAUAAAGUGAAGGAGAAUAGAGGCGGAGGAGAGAGACGAAUAUAGCGAGGAGGUUUUCCCCCACUUGAUUGCACCAUUUCCUGUAAGGCUAUACGUUACUGGUAUUGUUGAUUGAUCCAUGUAAAAGAAUCUGCAUCUGCUUUAGCAACUAGAGAAUUAGUGAGUGUUUUGAAGUGAACAAGGAAAAUCUUUUGUUUUUCCAUUGAAGUCAUGAUUAAACAAAUACUUAAUAGGCUUCCUCGAAAACCUUCCAAGUCAACCGAGCAUCGUGAAGGAGCAGGGACAACCGUCUCUUCUUCGCAUGCCUCUACAAGUUCAAGGAGCAAUGAUGUAGUAGCUAACCACCAUGCCAACACUGGAACUGGAUCUUUUUCUGGCCCCAAUUCUGCUUUGAAUGCUGGACUAAAUCAUGGGAGUAAGUCAUCUCAAGGGCUCAAUGCAAAAUCAAAUGGUAACUCACAAGCUUCUUAUGAGGCACUGCCGGGUUUCAAGGAUGUUCCAAAUUCUGAAAAGCAAAGUUUGUUCAUUAAAAAGCUGAACAUGUGUUGUGUGGUGUUCGACUUCACCGACCCAUCAAAAAACCUCAAAGAAAAGGAUAUCAAACGACAAACACUGAUAGAGCUUGUUGAUUAUGUGGCGUCUGCAAAUGGAAAGCUAUCAGAAAAUGUUAUACAAGAAAUUGUAAAGAUGGUGUCCUCAAAUUUAUUUAGAACACCUACCAUUCCAUCACGAGAUAGCAAAGGUUUAGAAGCCUUUGAUCUUGAAGAAGAGGAGCCCUCAAUGGACCCUGCAUGGCCACACUUACAAGUUGUCUAUGAGUUUCUGCUCAGGUUUGUGGCAUCGCCUGAAACAGAUGCAAAGUUGGCAAAGAGGUACAUCGAUCAUUCUUUUGUUCUCAGGAUGUUGGAUCUUUUUGAUUCUGAGGAUCCUAGAGAGAGGGAUUACUUGAAAACAGUUCUGCACCGCAUAUAUGGGAAAUUUAUGGUACAUAGACCAUUCAUCAGGAAAUCAAUCAAUAACAUUUUCUAUCGGUUCAUUUUUGAAACUGAGAAGCAUAAUGGGAUUGCAGAGCUUUUAGAGAUUUUGGGAAGUAUAAUCAAUGGAUUUGCUCUUCCUCUAAAAGAAGAGCAUAAACUCUUUCUGGUUCGAGCACUUAUCCCUCUUCACAAACCUAAAUGCAUACCCAUGUAUCACCAGCAGUUAUCUUACUGUAUAACACAAUUUGUGGAGAAAGAUUGCAAGCUAGCUGAUACUAUCAUAAGGGGCUUACUGAAAUAUUGGCCAAUUACAAAUAGUUCGAAGGAGGUGAUGUUCUUAGGUGAACUUGAAGAAGUGUUAGAAGCAACUCAGCCCGCUGAGUUCCAGCGUUGCAUGGUACCCUUGUUUCGCCAGAUUGGACGUUGCUUGAGCAGUUCACAUUUUCAGGUGGCUGAAAGGACUCUGUUUUUAUGGAACAAUAGUCACAUCGAGAACCUAAUCAAACAGAACCUCAAAGUGAUUUUGCCGAUUAUAUUUCCUGCACUGGAGAGAAAUUCAAGAAACCAUUGGAACCAGGCCGUACAAAACUUGACACAAAACGUCCGAAAGAUCUUCUUGGAUGCUGACCCUGAGCUGUUUGAGGAAUGUUUGCUCAAAUUUCAAGAAGAAGAGACACACGAGAAGGAUACGAAAUCUAAGCGCGAGGCUAAGUGGAAACGCUUAGAGGAGAUAGCUGCUGUGAAAUCUGCAAGUAAUGAAGCAGUUCUCGUCUCUCCCAAAGUAGCCUUACGAGCACCAUCUGGCUAGCUAGCUAACAACAGAACUUCAAAUGGGGGUGUUCAGCAGAUUUGGUUUUCCAAUUGGUAUGUGGGCAUAAAAGUUUAUCUAAUCACUCACCUCACCAUGUGAUGAAAGCAGCAGCCGCAGUUAAAUUGGUCGUCCCAUUAUGAACAAAUUGGAUUGAGGUGCAGUGAGAGAAAGUUGAUAUUGGUGCUCUAGCUGAGAUUUCUAUUUUGCAUACAUUUUCUGUGUAUAUGUGAUUGGGAGGGGGUUGGAUUCGGGUUGGAAAAUUUCUGUUUUAUUGUUGAAUGGGUGAAAAGCAAGAACGAAAUUCAAUUUUUUUCAUAAUUGUGCUCAUCAGUAUCUGGAUGAUGGUCCCUUGUAGUUUACUGCUUCUGUAAUUCAAGUUAUUGGUUUCUUUUUUUC